GUCGCAGACUGGGUCGCUCCUGAGUGCGGGUGUGACAGAGGACUUGAAGCAAGAAGGUGGCACUUUGGAGAACCAGGAGGUGGCUGAGCUGGAAGAGAAGCUGCCUGACCAAAUCCAGCCCCUCAAAGGGAAAGCUGUUGUUGGGAUAACCAACUACCAUGUACCUCAAGGAGCAGGGGAUAUAGUCAUGAUUCAGUCCGAUCACACUGGUGCUGUGGAUAUCCUUUCAGCUGAGCUGGAGACCACAGACCUCCUUGGGGAGCAAAGGAAAGCUCAGCCUCCCCCUCUGGCUCCACCCACCAUGUGGACCACUGAGAAGAUGAAGGAAUUCAAAGCCAAGAUGGGAAAGGAGAAGAAUGGCCAGAUGGUGGUGAAGCGAGGUGAGGUGGUGACAGUCCGUGUGCCGACCCAUCCCGAUGGGAGAUCCAUCUGCUGGGAGUUUGCUACAGAUGACUACGACAUUGGCUUUGGAGUCUAUUUUGACUGGACCACAGUUACUAGCACUGCCAUUACUGUUCAGGUCAGCGAAUCCAGUGAUGAGGAGGACGAAGAGGAGGAGGAUGAAAUUGAAGGACUCGUCCCCGCCGGCGAUGUGGAACGGGGCUCCAGAAGCUGCCUGCGGAGCCGCUACGGAGAGAUCGUGCCCGUGUACCGGAGGAACAGCCACCGGGAGGUGCAGGCGGGCAGCCACCAGUACCCUGGCGAGGGCAUCUACCUGCUCAAGUUCGAUAACUCCUACUCCCUGCUGCGCAAUAAGACCCUGUUCUUUCAUGUCUAUUACAGCAGCUGAGGCAAGUGGAAGGGGCCGGGAUGGCAGGCAGGUCGUGGUGAGCAUAGGAGGCUGCCACCCAGCCCUGGUGCUGCCUGAUUGGCACUGCUGUCUGACGGAACCAAGGCAUAGUUCUGCCUGCUCCUCU
Molecule: messenger RNA, 917 nt
Organism: Merops nubicus (carmine bee-eater)
Lineage: Eukaryota; Metazoa; Chordata; Aves; Coraciiformes; Meropidae
Gene: TMED8
Product: transmembrane emp24 protein transport domain containing 8
Exons: 4
Source: RefSeq, a predicted model, not a curated record